Molecule: messenger RNA, 1745 nt
Organism: Panthera uncia (snow leopard)
Lineage: Eukaryota; Metazoa; Chordata; Mammalia; Carnivora; Felidae
Gene: SHC3
Product: SHC adaptor protein 3
Exons: 10
Coding region: 73-1233 (386 amino acids)
Biological process (GO): cell surface receptor protein tyrosine kinase signaling pathway; intracellular signal transduction
Cellular component (GO): plasma membrane
Molecular function (GO): receptor tyrosine kinase binding
Source: RefSeq, a predicted model, not a curated record
GCCAUCAGCCGCGUCUGCGAAGCCGUCCCUGGCGCCAAGGGAGCCUUCAGGAAGAGAAAGCCUCCCAGCAAAAUGCUGUCCAGCAUCUUGGGCAAGAGCAACCUCCAGUUUGCGGGCAUGAACAUCUCCCUGACCGUGUCCACCGCCAGCCUGAACCUGCGGACGCCCGACUCCAAACAGAUCAUCGCCAACCACCACAUGCAGUCCAUCUCGUUCGCCUCCGGGGGAGACCCGGACACAACCGACUACGUUGCGUACGUAGCUAAGGACCCUGUUAACCGCAGAGCGUGUCACAUUCUGGAGUGCUGCGACGGGCUGGCCCAGGAUGUCAUCGGCUCCAUCGGACAGGCCUUUGAACUCCGCUUUAAGCAGUAUUUGCAGUGUCCUUCCAAGGUCCCCGCUUUCCAUGACCGAAUGCAGAGUCUGGACGAGCCUUGGACUGAAGAGGAGGGGGAUGGCUCAGACCACCCGUACUACAACAGCAUCCCAAGCAAGGCGCCCCCUCCGGGGGGCUUUGUGGACGUGCGGCUGCAAGCCAGACCCCAUGCCCCUGACACGGCCCAGUUUGCAGGCAAAGAGCAGACGUACUACCAAGGGAGACACCUGGGAGAGCCGUUCGGCGAAGACUGGAAGCAAGCACCUGUCCGGCAAGGGUCCUUGGACACCUACAGCCUGCCGGAAGGGAGAGCUCACGCGGGCCCCGGAGAAGCCCCCACCUACGUGAACGCCCAGCACAUCCCGCCGCAGGCCACGCCGGCCUCCGGCAGCAGCGCGGAGAGCAGCCCGCGGAAAGACCUCUUCGACAUGAAACCCUUUGAAGACGCUCUCAGGAACCAGUCCUCGGGGCCUGUGCUGAGCAAGGCGGCCUCCGUGGAGUGCAUCAGCCCUGUCACGCCCAGAGCCCCCGAUGCCAAGAUGCUGGAGGAGCUGGAAGGGGAGCCUUGGUACCAAGGGGAGAUGAGCCGGAAGGAGGCCGAGGGGCUGCUGAAGAACGACGGGGACUUCCUGGUCAGGAAGAGCGCCACCAACCCGGGCUCCUUCGUCCUCACCGGCAUGCACAACGGCCAGGCCAAGCACCUGCUGCUCGUGGACCCAGAGGGCACGGUCCGGACGAAGGACAGGGUCUUCGACAGCAUCAGCCACCUCAUCAACCACCACCUGGAGAACAGCCUGCCCAUCGUCUCUGCUGGAAGCGAGCUCUGUCUCCAGCAGCCGGUGGAGAAGCCCCUGUGACCGGCCGGCCACCCCGUCCUGACCCUGCACCGGUGGUCAGGAGACCUGGUUCUUCCCGGGAAAUGGGUACAGGGGCUAUGGAAACUCGGGCAGCCGCCCACAGGCUCAGAGCCUUGUCCAAAUGCCCCAGGAGGAAGGUGUCCGAAAAGUGCAAGUUUCAUAAACUUGUCCUGAUUUUCUCGUGUGCAUAUUAAAGGUGUACAUACCUAUACAUCCUGUACAAAUUAGCCCUCUAUAUUUAUUUUUUUUAAGACUAAGAAAGAUGUAAGACUAAUGUUCUGUGCUGUAUGUUUUUAAUGGAAAAAAAAGUUUGACUCUAGUUGUCCGGGCAAAAAAUUUAAUUCAACCGACCCAUUCUCCUGAGAAAUUCCCCUAGGAAGAUGUGACCUGCAGUUUUACCCGAUAAGCACAACACGGGGACUAGAAGCAGGCAGGAGGGUUUUAAAAAUAUGGAGUCGGCGCAGAAGAAGGCGGGCUGCCACCCGAAAGGGCCUAGCUCUGGUCCCGGGGGC